UGUGUUGUGAGUAUUGAUGUUAUGAGGAGAUGGAUGCCUUUCAUUGCUCCUGGUAAUACGAAUUGGAACAGUAGAAACAUAAUGGGUUUCUCCUAGGUGACCGAUAGUAAUAGCAGAAGGUGGAUCAUUUCGAUUAUUGACAGAUAAAGAAGACCCAAUGAAGCUUAUUCCUCAUCUCUGUCUGGCUAUCCUUUUGUCAUGGCAACACGCCAUUGCCCAAGACUGCAGAGACUACAUUUAUUUCAUGCCUGGCACCCAACUGCUGUACAACGUCAUCGAGACAAAACAGACGACAAAAGACGAGUGCCGAGAAAGCUGCAGUGAAAACCCGGAAUGUGUGUCAAUCAACUAUAAGCAGAAAGAAUCGCGAUGUGAGCUGAACAGCGCUUCCCACAUGACACAUCCGGGAAUGUUAAGACCGGAAGUCGGCGCAUUCUACGCUUUGGUGAAACCGCCGACAAGCUGCAGUGACAAUUACUGUUCAACGGGCAAGAGAUGUUUUAUGACGGGGAAAGGAGUGGCGUACAGAUGUGAAGUUUGCAAGGACGCACUUGGUAUGGAAUCAGGUGAGAUAAGCAACUCUGCUAUAACUGCGUCGAGCUACGCUCAUCAGGGCGUCAACACACACUCCAUGCCGUACUAUGCUCGUCUAAACAACGUUGGCCAGUCUGGUGUUUCUAACGGGGCCUGGCUAGCGAAAAAUCAUGUAGCUGGAGAAUACCUUGAAAUCGACCUCGGGAGAAAUGUGGCCGUAGAUGGGGUAGCAACCCAAGGGAGUCCGGGUGCUACGUGCCGGGUAACCAGUUAUAAGAUCAGCUACAAAACCGACCUCACAGCCUGGCUUGUGGUCAAGGAGGACGGGCAGGAAAAGGUGUUUCCAGGCAACUUUGACGACAACACUCCCGUCUAUAAUUGGUUCUCAUCGCCGUUUCUUGCUCGCAGAAUCCGCAUUGUUGUCCAAGGUUUCAAUGACAUCCCAGCUCUGAGAGUAGAGCUCUACGGAUGCAAGUAACUGAUGUUUUAGUGUAGCACGCCAGUAAAUUCACAUUAUAUAAAAUUGUGGUAAACACAGCUGAG
Molecule: messenger RNA, 1077 nt
Organism: Nematostella vectensis (starlet sea anemone)
Lineage: Eukaryota; Metazoa; Cnidaria; Anthozoa; Actiniaria; Edwardsiidae
Product: lactadherin
Exons: 5
Coding region: 158-1012 (284 amino acids)
Source: RefSeq, a predicted model, not a curated record